Messenger RNA from Monodelphis domestica (gray short-tailed opossum), 15359 nucleotides. The record is from RefSeq and is a predicted model, not a curated record. Lineage: Eukaryota; Metazoa; Chordata; Mammalia; Didelphimorphia; Didelphidae.
CUCCUCAGCAUCACUAUUUCUCUUACCUUUUGGCUGCCUGUGUUAAUAAGCUUGCAGGAGGCCCCAGCUCCUGGUUGCCAUGACAACCACAAGGAGCCAGCCGUUAGCGCCAUUACGCAGGAUGCUCAAGCCCCAGCAGAGAUGCAGUGAGGAGUGCAGACAGUGAGAGGAAGUCAUCCAAGAUCUCACUGCCUUCGCUGUAAGCUUCCAAAACAGGCAGAUGUAGAUGCUGGCGCAAAGAGGAAACAGGGGACCGGAACAAGAGGAGAAAGGGUGAAAAAAUCCAGUGAUUCAGGGACUCCUGAAGCUUGCCUACUGUGGACUCUGAAUUGGAGGAUGGGCAGGACAUCAAUUUGACUGUGUGCAACAACAGCAGCACCUUUACAUCAAGGAUGGAUUGACCCUGGAGGAGGAAGAAUUUAACACAUAAGAAGCAAAUGUUGAAGCCCCACUAGAUUAUCCAAGCAGCAGAAGGGCUCGGUUUCCUAGCCUUUUUCAUCUAUAAGCUUUGGGUUCUUCCCUUGUAGUCAAAGAAAGAAUGACUCUAGGUGAUCUAAUGGACUAUCAAGUGGAGAAGAUAUUGUCGAAAAGGCCUUCAACUGCUUUCUCUGGCUAAUGGGUUAUGCCCUUCCCUGUGAUCUGAAGAAGAAAAUGGAAAGCUUAGGAGAUGAUAAUUGAACUCAUGAGCGCUAAUGUGAUCACCAAUCAAGACCGUAUAAAAGCAGUGAUUCUUAUCCUGGGAUUAAUGUAGGUAUCAGGAGAAGACAACUGUCCCCUCUCCUUAUGCAGGGGUUACCAAGAGUAAAGCAUGGAGGAAAGUCGAAAUGAGAAGAUGAACGAAGCUCAUAUCCUUUUUGACCGAUUUGUCCAGGCCAGCACCUGCAAAGGAACACUGAAAGCUUUCCAAGAGCUUUGUGACUAUCUAGAGUUAAAACCCAAGGACUAUCGGUCCUUCUACCACAAGCUCAAGUCCAAGCUUAACUACUGGAAAGCCAAAGCCCUCUGGGCAAAACUGGAUAAACGGGGCAGCCACAAAGACUACAGAAAGGGAAAAGUGUGCACUAACACCAAGUGUCUCAUCAUCGGAGCUGGACCUUGUGGCCUUCGCACAGCCAUUGACUUGUCCUUACUGGGAGCCAAGGUGGUGGUCAUUGAGAAGCGGGAUGCCUUCUCCCGCAACAACGUUCUACACCUCUGGCCAUUUACCAUACAUGACCUGCGGGGUCUGGGUGCCAAGAAGUUCUACGGCAAGUUCUGCGCUGGGGCCAUUGACCACAUCAGCAUCCGGCAGCUCCAGCUGAUUCUUUUGAAGGUUGCCUUAAUUCUUGGCAUUGAAAUCCAUGUCAACGUGGAAUUCCAGGGACUCGUCUACCCCCCUGAGGACCAAGAGAAUGAACGAAUAGGUUGGCGGGCACAGGUACACCCCAAAACACACCCUGUAUCAGAGUAUGAAUUUGAAGUGAUCAUUGGAGGGGAUGGACGGAGGAACACCUUGGAAGGGUUUCGUCGGAAAGAAUUUAGAGGCAAGUUGGCCAUUGCCAUCACAGCGAACUUCAUCAACCGCCAUACCACCGCAGAAGCCAAAGUAGAAGAGAUCAGCGGUGUGGCCUUCAUAUUCAAUCAGAAGUUCUUCCAAGAACUUCGGGAAGCUACAGGUAUUGAUUUGGAGAACAUUGUCUACUACAAAGAUGACACUCACUACUUUGUCAUGACAGCCAAAAAGCAAAGUUUACUAGAGAAAGGAGUAAUAUUGCACGACUAUGCUGACACAGAACUCUUGCUCUCUCGGGAGAAUGUGGACCAGGAGGCUCUCCUCAGCUAUGCCAGGGAAGCAGCCGACUUCUCUACCAAUCAGCAGCUGCCAUCGUUGGACUUUGCCAUCAAUCACUAUGGGCAACCAGACGUGGCCAUGUUUGACUUUACCUGCAUGUAUGCCUCAGAGAAUGCAGCCCUGGUACGGGAACAGAAUGGCCAUCAGUUACUAGUGGCCCUGGUUGGGGAUAGCCUGCUUGAGCCUUUUUGGCCAAUGGGAACUGGAAUAGCCCGAGGUUUUCUGGCUGCUAUGGACUCCGCCUGGAUGGUCCGAAGCUGGUCUCUAGGAAUUAGUCCCCUCGAGGUUCUAGCAGAAAGGGAAAGUAUUUAUAGGUUGCUGCCUCAGACUACUCCUGAGAAUGUGAGUAAAAACUUCAGUCGUUACAGCAUCGACCCCGUCACCAGGUAUCCCAAUAUCAAUGUCAACUUCCUACGUCCAAACCAGGUGCUUCAUUUAUAUGACACAGGAGAAAUGAAAGAUGUUCACUUAGAAAUGGAGAACCUGGUGAACUCUCAAGUAACACCAAAGCUCACCCGAAAUGAGUCUGUAGCUCGUUCCAGCAAACUGCUGGGCUGGUGCCAAAGGCAGACAGAUGGUUAUGCUGGAGUGAAUGUGACCGAUCUUACCAUGUCCUGGAAAAGUGGCCUGGCCCUUUGUGCAAUUAUCCAUAGAUACCGCCCUGAUCUCAUAGAUUUUGAUUCUUUAGACGAGCAUAACACCGAAAAGAAUAAUCAGCUGGCAUUUGAUAUUGCUGAAAAGGAAUUAGGAAUUUCUCCCAUCAUGACAGGCAAGGAAAUGGCUUCAGUUGGGGAACCAGACAAGCUCUCCAUGGUGAUGUACCUGACCCAGUUCUACGAGAUGUUCAAGGACUCCAUCCCCUCCAGUGUUACCUUGGAUGCUGAAGAGAAAGCAGUCUUGAUUGCUAGUACCAAAUCCCCCAUCUCUUUCCUCAGCAAACUUGGGCAGAGCAUCUCCCGAAAGCGUACUCCCAAGGACAAGAAGGAGAAAGACUUGGAUGGUGUGGGGAAGAGGAGGAAAACCAGUCAGUCAGAGGAGGAGGAGCCACCUCGAGGUUACAGGGAAGAGAGGCCCACCCUGGUAAGCGCCUUAACAGAGAGGAGGAUCGACGUUGCUAUUGGCAACCAGAACAAAGUGAAGUCCAUGGCUACCCAGUUACUGGCAAAAUUUGAGGAGAAUGCACCACUACAAUCCACUGGUAGCAUCAGGAGACAGCCAAUCCAAGAGCGUUGUAUCAGCCAGCCGUCCCGCAGACAGCCUGAGCAGGGCCGCCCUGCUCCGAUCCCUCAAUGGAAACAGCAACGGCGAAAGGAGUGUUCUCGGACAUGCCCGAAAAAAGUGAUUACACUUACUCCUCCCUCCAUUCCACCUUCUCGGUCAUAUUGCAGUCAACAGAUGUACAGGGACCUUGAUGCUGACAACCGCGGCAAGCGGAGUCCCCUCUCUGAAAGGCAAGAAACUGAACCUUCUCGUCGAUUUUUUGUUGAGCAAUGGGAGCUUUCCCUUAGCCUCCGUUCCUCCAACCGCCCCGCUUCACCCUCCUCUGACUCCCUUCGACAGAAGUAUAUAAAGAUGUACACAGGCGGCGUGAGCUCAUUGGCUGAGCAGAUAGCCAAUCAGCUUCAAAGGAAAGAACAGCCCAAAACCCUUCUAGACAAGAAGGAACUGGGGUCAUUGAAGAAGGAGUUCCCCCAGAAUAUAGGAGGUAGUGAUAUUUGUUAUUUCUGCCAUAAGCGAGUCUACGUGAUGGAAAGGCUGAGUGCCGAAGGAAAGUUCUUCCACCGAAGCUGCUUUAAGUGCGAGUACUGUUCCACCACCCUGCGCCUGUCUUGCUAUGCAUACGACAUCGAGGAUGGUAAAUUCUACUGUAAACCUCACUACUGUUAUCGACUCUCUGGAUAUGCACAGAGGAAGAGACCGGCAGCGGCUCCUCUGUCUGGGAAGGAGACUAAAGGACCCCUACAAGAAGGCACCACAGCAGACAGAACUGGACGGUCCAACUCUACUACCAGCUCAGUGGAGAGGACUCCAGGUUCAAGUGUAAAUGGCUUGGAGGAGCCCAGCCUUGCCAAGAGAUUGAAGGGUACCCCAGAAAGGAUCGAGCUUGAGAAUUACAGACUUUCCAUGAAACAGGCAGAAGAACUGGAAGAGGUUCCUGAAGAAACCCUAGCAGAACACAAUUUGAGCAGCGUAUUAGACAAAGGGACCGAAGAGGACGCGGCAAGCAGCAGUUCAGAGUCUGAGAUGGAGGAGGAAGAUGAGGAAGAAGAAGAAGAGGAAUCCCAUCUUCCCCCUUCUGACCUGGGAGGUGUACCUUGGAAGGAAGCUGUUCGGAUCCAUGCUCUUCUAAAAGGGAAGAGUGAGGAGGAGCUGGAGGCCACAAAAAACCAUGAGCCUGGGAAUGAAGAAGAGGAGGAGGACGAAGAAGAAGAGGAAGAAGAGGAGGAGGAGGAGGAAGAAUCUAGUGAAGAGGGAGAGUAUUGCCCCUGGAACAGAGAGCUCCAGCAAGACCACUGGCUCCAACAUAACUCAAAAGAAGAGGAUACGGGUACAUUUAAAGCCGGGAAUCUGAAGCUACAACAGAUUGUAAAUCUAGUUGAUCCCCUGGAGAUCCAGGCAGAUGUACACUGGACACACAUUCGUGAAAAAGAGGAGGAGGAUAAAAUGGUGUCUACUUCCAAGUCCUCCAGUUCCAGAGUGCCUGACCUUCCUUCCAUACGCCACGCAGCAGUGCAGGCCUGGCUGGAGACGGUCUCUGGAGCCCCAUUUGAUGAAAAUGAUCUGGAGGAAGACGUGGACACAGAGCCUGCAGAAAUGGAGGGAGAAGCAGCCGAGGAUGGGGACACAGGGGACACCGGGGACACCGGGGCAGAACUGGAUGAUGAUCAGCGCUGGUCUGAUGACAUCCCUUCUGAAGCUGAAGGCGUGUUGGGAUUACAAUGCCAGGAAGCAAUAAAAAGAGAGCUGAAACUAGAAGUGUCCGAGAAGGAAGAGGAGCAGCCAACCUCCCCACCACAGCAAGGAAAAGGUCCCUCCUUGCCCCCCAGCCCUAGCAAGUCUCUUCUAGAAAGAACUGACCUACUUUCCCCAGUAAAAGCAAAAGCAGAGGACAUCCAAGUUCCCUUCUCUUCAGUUUUCAAUAAAGAAAAAUCUCCGGAGGAGCAUAUUUUCCCAGAUACGUUCCUCAUCAAAGAAAAGCCAGAAGGUGAAAUCCCCAUCGACCAGAAGGUUUUGAAUACUUCUGGGACAUUGUCUCCCAUCCGAUCGCAGCCAGCAGCACUGCCAGAAGCCAUCGUGACCACUUCCCCCGUUGUGUCUCGCCCUGUGUCUCCUUCGGUGUCUUCUUCCUCACCUUCCGCACAACUUCCCAUCUGCUCUCAGCCCCAGCCUUCUUCUGAAACAUCCAUUCCAUCCCCAACAGAGUCUCCCAUAUGUUUCCAACCCAGUCCAAUAAUAACCUCCACUCCCCUGGUCUCCCUCUCCCGAAAAGACAAGGACGACACGGUGGAAAAGCCUUCCAGCCCGGUGGCCACUGAUGAACCCAUCAAACGGAACGACCUCGUGGAGGAAUUCUGGUUAAAGAGCGCUGAAAUACGCAGGAGCCUCGGGCUCACCCCAAUAGAUAGAAAAAAGAGUACUGAACCCAGUUUCACUCUGCCCAGCCUUGAUUCUGUGUCCCUGAAAUCCUAUUCAAUCAAGAAAGUGUCUCAAGAUGAAGAAAUCCAUCUCUUGAAACCACAGCCUUCCCCUCGAAGGCCAGGCAUGCCAAAGUUAGAGAGCGAUCCGCCAUCCCUGCUGACUCCCAAGUCACCAUCUGAGAAAGAACUGAAAAGCUUGAUUCAUGAGGAGAGGAAAGAUUUGUCCAGCAGCUCUGGCCUGGGUCUCCAUGGAAGCUCUUCCAACAUGAGGACUUUGGCCAGUCAGAGCUUCAACACCUCGGACUCGACCAUGCUCACGCCUCCUUCGAGCCCUCCUCCUCCCCCUCCGCCCGAUGAGAAACCGGCGACUCUUCGAAGAAAGAAACAGGCUUCUUGGCAGAAGGACGCCGAGCUCAAGCCCUCGUCUGCCCCCAUCAUGCGGUCCCACCCAGAGCCAGCCCAACCAUCCAGAGAGGAGGUGCGGAAGUCAUUUGUGGAAAGCGUUGAUGAGAUUCCUUUCGCUGAUGAUGUCGAGGACACCUAUGAUGAGAAGACAGAGGACACGAGCUUCCAGGAGAAGUUCUUCACUCCCCCCAGCUGCUGGCCCUCCUCGGAAAAAGCUCUCUGCCCACCUUUGGUCAAAGAGAAUGGCAGGUUGCCUACUUUGGAAGGCGAGUCCCAGCAACAAAAAAGGGAGCUGCCCAUGGUGUCUGCAGAAGCCAAGGAACUGGCCAAAGAGCGGAUGAGAGCUAGAGAGAAAUCUGUGAAGAGCCAGGCAUUGCGAGAUGCCAUGGCCAAGCAGUUAAAGAAAAUGAAAGAGAUGGAAAUGACGGCGGCGGCAGCUGGAACCUCUAGAAUCUCAUCCAAAGUAGCUUCCUUGCCUUCCAAGACGAAAGAGCAGCUGGGCUUGGAACCCCUAAAGCAUUCGGCUCUCAGGAGAUCCGAAAUUCCCACCCUGAAGCACGAAGCAACCAGCGAGGAUUUCUUUUCCCCGGCAUCUGAUUCAGGGGGACCUGAUGGCUCUGUCACAUCCUCUGAGGGGUCGAGUGGGAAAAGCAAGAAAAGAUCUUCCCUCUUCUCCCCCCGAAGGAGUAAAAAAGAGAAGAAGUCCAAGAAUGAGGGCCGGACAGUAGAAAAGCCCAGUGGGAAUCUCCUGGAAGAAUCAGCCGCCAAGCCUAAAUCUUUGUGGAAAUCGGUAUUCUCAGGGUACAAGAAGGACAAGAAGAAGAAGGUAGACAAUAAAUCCUGCCCCAGUACUCCAUCCAGUGGUGCCACAGUAGACUCUGGGAAGCAUAAGAUGUCUCCUAUGGUGAGAACAGAGCUGCAACUACGUCGACACCUGAGUUUCUCAGAGGACUCUGAUCUCUCCAGUGAUGAUGUCCUAGAGAGGUCCUCCCAGAAGUCCAAGCGAGAGUCGAUUUAUGUACCACACGUCUUGGCAUUCAAGAGAUCAUAUUCAUCAAAGCAGAGGACAUACACAGAGGAGGAGCUCAAUGCCAAACUGACCAGGCGGGUCCAGAAGGCUGCUCGGAGACAGGCUAAGCAAGAGGAACUCAAGCGAUUGCACAGAGCCCAGAUUAUCCAGCGACAACUGGAGCAGGUGGAAGAAAAGCAGAGGCAGCUAGAGGAGAGAGGAGUUGCCGUGGAAAAGGCUCUCCGUGGAGAAGCAGACUAUUGGGGAGAGUCUUAUUACAGUGACAUCAUCGACUUGCAUCUGGGUGUUGAGCCCAGUGGCGGGACACCACGUCGUAGACCUCCCUCCUUCUGCCCUUGCUGUGUCCAUGAAGGCAUGGGAAAGAAGGAUGAUCCGAAGCUAAUGCAAGAGUGGUUCAAGCUGGUACAGGAGAAAAAUGCAUUGGUGCGCUAUGAAUCGGAGCUUAUGAUAUUUGCCCGGGAACUAGAGCUUGAGGACCGACAGAGUCGAUUACAGCAAGAGCUCCGGGAGCGAAUGGCUAUAGAAGAUCACUUAAAGACAGAUGAAGAACUGUUGGAAGAGAAGAGGAUUCUGAAUGAGAUGCUAGAGGUGGUAGAGCAGAGGGACUCCCUGGUGGCCUUGCUCGAGGAGCAGAGGCUUCGAGAAAAAGAAGAAGACAAGGACCUGGAGGCCGUCAUGCUGUCCAAAGGCUUCAACAUGAACUGGUCUUGAGUAUCUUCUCACUCUUGCUGGUCUGUCUUUCCUAGCCAUUUGGCCUGGGCUGGGCUCUUCCAGAACCCCCUAGCUUGAGAGAUCUGAGAAGGUCUGGCAUUUUCUGAGAGCAUCCUUUCAGGGAUCCACGUGCCUCUUCAUCAGUGGAAAGGAGCCUCAUGUGUUUUGGGGGGGAAACCCCAAGCAAAGUUGAUUUACCUGAGGCAGUUCAGCCACCCUAGAGGAUCUGGCUCAAGGGGCCCAUCUGAGAAAUAUGCUCGGGGAAAAGGAAGAGCGUGAGGUGAUUGACAUUUGUUUUGAAAAACCCUUUGUCCUCCCCAAUGGACCACAAUCGAUCCUUUUUCCACUUCCUCUACUAACCUGUUCAAUUAGAGAAAGAAGCAAAGAGACUCCUUUGCUGGCAUCACUUCUGCUGUUGCAGGGGGAUCUAAGCAGCCAAAGGGAGCAGUGGUUUUAGCCAUUCGUCCUGUCACCCCAUGAACGAAACCUAAAAAACACCUCUAAAUCCAGAUCUGAAAAUGCCUGGGGUUUAGCCAUCCCUCCUGGAGACUGAGAGCUCUCUUGAAGGAAGGAAUCCUCCAGAGGUAGCUGUUCGAGGGAUGAGGCUCCAAACAGCCCUACACUACACAAUUCAGAGAACGUUCCUUUAGCGUGUGUGGCCCGAGCGUGCCCCCAACCCAGGCACUUUCCUGGGACAAAGACCCCCCGGCCUGGGCAUCGCUGCCUCUUUGUUUUGAAUUGCAACUAUUUUGACACUGGAAAAGACUGACUUUGAGGGAUGGAAGGAGUCCAGGCCCAGGUUUCAAACUGCAAUUGAGGGCUGCCUCAGGACAGAAAGUUAUUGACACUGUUCAGUACUUUUAAGUUGGCAAAGGAGAAUAUGUUUUCCUUAAAUUUUUUCCUGUGUUUGCACAAUGAAAAUGAAGCAAAAAGACCUGACAGGACCCUCAGUCACUUUGAACCCUUCUUUUUUUUGUGGUCAAUUAACUUAUUUUUUUUUAAUACUUGAAAAGAGCAAGUUUGCUUUUUAUAUCUUUACAAGGAACACAAAUCAUCCAGUGCUCGAAGGAGGGAGGGCCAGACGUCUGUCUUACAUCAUUCGUCAUCUGAGCAGCAACUGGCCGAAGUCUUGGUUACGUGCAUCUAUUUAUUGCUGUCCUUCAUGAUGUUUCUAGCCUGUUAUUCUGGUUGGCUUCGGGGAAUAGAACAUGACCCUGUUGUGACCUCGUUUUUUUCUUGUUUUAUCUGAUGGCUUGUUCCGUGCCCUUGUGUGUGUCCCAUCUUGGACCCAUGCCUCCUCCUCUGCCUUGGAGAAUAGCACGUGUCCAGGACCCAGCUUUCCCUUUCCCUCCAUGCUUCAGACUGGCAAGUGGGCAAUAGUCAUGUGUCACAAUAUAUUUCAGUGAAUAUUCAAGAUGCAAAGCCAAGAUUGUGGCACCAGCCUUCCAUCCCCUAGCCCUUCCCAUUGUGAGGUCCUGACUGAAGAAAGCUGCUCUUCUCCUAGCUGACACCAAGGGUUCCUCCUCCAAAAAAUACCCUUAUAAAAGAAGGUAGUGGAGUGAACCGACUGGGCUGAUUGACAUGGAUGCAUCUUAAUCCAAUGGGUAAGACCCUCACUAGAGAGAGUUCCUCCGACCAACCCCAUCCUAAAGAAAUGCACUCGGUACAACAGGACUUGGCUGGUAGCUUUGGGCAGACUUUCCAGGCAAAGAGACGAACCCAAUGUGCUCGUCUCUUUUCUAGAAUGGCAGAAGGGAAGCAAGCCUUAGAAUCCUAGCGUUGAUCAAUUAGCAGCUUAAACCGAGAUCCCUCCAGUUUACCGGAGUUCCCCCGGAAGUUAGCUUCUCCAAGUUCCCACUUCACUAGCUUAGACGAACCCUGGAGUCUAAUUGCUGUCACCAGGAGUAUGGUGAACUCAGGAAAGAUGCCAUCUUUGCCAGACCAGGGGGGCUCCCUCCAGCUCUUGACUAGGCUGAAUGAUGUCCCUAGAGAACGAAAGACUCAGCACCUCUCCAAAGCCACCUCUGGAUAAGGCGAGAGUCAGGUCUGACCUUGAGAUUUCUGUGGGGAAUCAUUUUGUGCCUCAGCCAUAACAUCCUCCUUGGAUCUCAGUUUCCUCAUCUGUAAAAUGAGGGGGAUGGACUAGCUGGCCUCCGAGAUCCCUUCCAGCUCUAAAGAGAUGAGCCUUUUAACAAUAAAGGAGCAAAGAUUUUGUCCCUUAAUUCUUUCUGUGUCUAAAAGCUGCCAUCUUUCUUAUGAAACUCCCCAUUUCAAGCUGCUGGCUUAGUUAGGCAAGCUCUGGCUUUUCUCCCUGUCUCCCAUAUUUCUAGUAGCACAGUCUUCAUUUUUGUUCCCUUUCUCCAAAAAGAAAGAUGUUUGGUACCCUGCCUUUGAGUCCCCCAACUUUCCAUGAAAUGGGGACCCCCCAACCCCAACCUGUAGUGUAUUGAAUGCUACGCUACUACUGACCCUGUGGCCUUCUUGCCAACACCACCCCAUUGGUCAGGAGUUAAGGAUCAAUGCAGGGUUAAAUCCUUAAUCACAUAAAAGGAUAUCACAGUGGUGGUGAUGAUGUGCUUCAAGUAGUCUAACUUAGCAGCUCUCUCAGAUUUAUUUUUCUCUUUUUCCUGCUCUUACUGCUUCCACGAAUGUGAAAAUUCACACUACUGCAUCCUACCAAAUGACAGGCUGCUACAAUCUCCGACAGGGGAAAGUGGUGGGCUAAACAGAAUUUGCACAUAAAUAGGGGCUUAAUAAAUGCUUAUUGAGUUCAAUUUGUAGAAAGAGUAUAUUUUAGGGGAAAAAAAACUGCAAGCCUGCAAAACGUUCCCUAGUUCUUCCAGUCAACAGUAUUAUGGCUUUAGUGUGGUCAGUGGCAGGAAACUUAUCGAUGUACCUGCCAAAAUGUGAUGUUUUAUAUUUCCUAUCUUUAUUCAGUCUUACUUAGUUAAUCCUUACAAAAGAACCCGAGCUCCAUCCUGAUAUUUUUCAGAGAGAAGUGGAUUUUUUUUAAGCUCCUGUUUUUGUAAACCACUAUUUUGCAGAUUAUCUUAGUACCCUAGCCACAUGAGUAGCAUUAAAAGUUUCCCAGCUCUGGAAACGUCAUAUCCUCUAGCCAGGUUUUGUUUCUGAGAUCUUAAUUCCAGAAAAACAAGACCCCUGGUUCUUCUAAGCUUUUAGUGAGCACAAGCACAAAAAGACAUAACCAACCACCUAACAUGGGGUGACAGGGUCCCCAUUGCCUAAAAGGAAAGCUCUUUGCUUCCGAGUCUCACAGACCAUUUAGCAAUAUGGUUGGGUACCUCUUGGUCUGUGAUCCUAUCCGUGCUCACACUGGUACCAUUACUCUGUGACAGCACCAUGAGUUUGCAGUCUAACUUUGGUACCUUGCCCCCACACUGAUUCUAACCAGCACCCAUGGAACAAUCAUCUACUCUUGUCAAACAGAAGAAGUAUUUUUGCAGAAAGAUGGGAGGGGGAGAGUAGAAAAGGGAAGACAUUGGACCUACCUGACCGAGAAAAAAUGGGUCCAUUUUAUGCACAAUAAAAGUUUUAGAAAGAAAUACAUGGUGUAUUUUUAGGUAUUUUAGUGCCUAUAGUUAACCACUCUGCAUUUCCUUCACUGCAGUACCUUAUUCAAGCAAGCAGGCAUCACUGUCUGGUUAAGAAAAACCCAUAUUCAUUCACAUAUUUUAUAUAUAUAUAUGCAUAUAUCCAUAUAUGUACAUAUGUGCAUAUAUUGGAAAAUAUAUGUUUUGUAAAGAGCAUAACUUUUAUUGGCAUUUGUUCCUUUAGUCUUUCUAUAAAAUUCCCUUCUCCAUCCCUUGAACUCCCACACAAGGCAGUUAAAGUUCAUCUUGGCCAAAAACAAUCAUGUUGAGUAGGACCACAUAGCAUAGUUCAUUGGUGAACAGAGAUUCUCCCUGAAGUUAAAUCAUUGAUUUUGUCCUAGAUCCCUUCCCAGAGUUGUAUCCAACCUAAUUAGGUCCAGAUCUAAGAAGCAUCUUCAGGGGGAAAUGGCCCAAGCUCCAGACAUUGGUCCACCAUCUUUAGCACAACCAAGCAACAAAGCUGCUCCCCCAGAGUUUCAGAACACAUUCAGCAGAUACAGAUUAUUAAAUGAGCCCUUAGGAUGGGCUAGACUAACCAUCCUUGGCUGGAAGUCAGUCCAAAUAGAAAUGAAAGGAAUUCCAAAGAUUUCUCACCUGAGACUCUACACCUUUUUUCAUUGAUACCCCUGGUAUGAAAUAAGAUGUUAUCACCUCUCAACUCUAUUCAGCACACUCCUGGUAAAUCAAGACUCCUCUCCAGCUUGCUUCUCUGAAACAUAGUUCAUUCCAUGAUCACCAGCAAAAUGAGACACAAAAACCUGUUUUUCGUUUGCAACUGAAGAAUAAGAUGUAGCCAUGUAUGACAAAAUGGAGACAAGCCUAGAAAGGGUAGGUUAGAUCAUCCCCAUGAGUGCAUUCUGGAAGCUAGGACGGCUGGUUGUCCAAGGUCUUUGCCUCCAAGGGAAGAAAAUCUACCAGCUAUUCCAGAAAUGGUGGCAGAGGAGGAGGAGGUGACGGUCUUACAAUGGAAAACAAAGAAAAUAGUGGAUGUAUUUGAAUAGGCAAAGAAAAGUUCUGGCAUGCUGCUAUUCAUCUGUAGGAUUUUGUUACCCAGCCUAGCUUUUUAUUUCCAACCUCUAUGUUUAAAAUAAGUAGAUUUCUAGGAGUCAAUCAACCUAGUAUUGUCAUGGAGGCAAUAGGGACACUGCAGUAGCCAGGUAAAAAGGAAGGAAUUCCUUAGCCCAGGGUGAAUACCACCUAAUAGCAUCCAUGGGCUGCCACGCUGAGGAAGAGAAAUAGCCACUAUGGUCUAGUGCCAAACUUCCCCUCUUACCUCCACUCCCGGGCUCUCCUGGUCAUCACACCCAGUUCAAAGAAGUCACUUGUCAAGGACUUGUCAGGAAGUCACAAAAAAGGAACAAGGGUAAAGAGAGCAUGACCUUUUUUUUCCCCUUUUGUACCAUUUUACUAGUUUUAAUCAUCACUGCCUUGGGGCAAAUGGAUUCUGUCUCCUCUGCCAAGGUUGUCCAAAAUAGCACAGAGCUUCCUCAGUGCUAUCUCAGGAGGAUGGAGAGGAGGAGGAAAGCAACAUCUUCUGCUCCAAACACUGGUCCUCCUCUUAACUAGACGCCACAUUUUGUGGGUAGCAGCAAAUUGCCACAACUGCCUUGAUGAUAGCCACUCAGUGUGUUUUCAUGGAAACCCAGAAAGCUGCCCCAAAACUUUGUUACAUCUGAGUUCCAUCCAGCCUCUGACCUACAUACAGCCCUGAAGAGGCUCCCUUCUUGACACCCUGGAUGAGAUAACCCAGCUCCCUUGCCUAUAGCUGGGACUUGAAAAGGAACAGGAACUGUCCAUGCAGUACUUCCCACAGACAUGUACGUACCAGCUGCUGCAGCCUUGGAGUGGUUCUUUAUAAGAUGCUAUUUUUCCUCAGCACCCAUCGCUUUCAGUCCAGGCAUGACUUUCCUAAACAAGGAGUUGUCGUCAUAUUUUACAAGAUUCAGGAUCCCCAACCUCAGACCCUUCCAAAUAGCCAACUAGAGAAUAUCUCAGCAUCCAAGAAUAAAAAUCAGUUGGCUUUAAAGUAGGAUGUCUGGCUCCACAUGAUUCUCGCAGGGAAUCACUUAGUCGCCCUCCAUCUAGGAUCCUAUGAACCAAGUCUUAGUAGCCGCUAGAUUUCCCCAAAAUAGUCAAGUUGCUGGCCUCAGGUCCUAGGCAGUAUUCCCUUUGCAAAUAAUCCCUGCCUUCUAUGAGGUAGCCCUCCAUACAAUAGUACCAAAAAUAAAGGUGUUUGUGAAAGGAAGAAAGAAAACAGGAAGCUAUGUGGGUAGAAUCAUGACAAGAAGCAUUAGAUCAAAGUUAACAUUCUGAAUUCGCUUCCUGCUUUUGUACCAACUUAGUAUGUGAUGUUAGGCAGGUCAUGGAUUCUGAUUAAAAUGGGAAUGAUGACACCAGCUCACAGGAAUGUUGUGAGGCAUGAGGACUUAUAAAGUGAUUUGUUGUCCUAAGGUGGAAGGAGCCACAUAGUUUUGCCCUCCGGAUAUUCCUGUUACCUGAAUGAACUUUUCCUUCCUCUGGAGACUGGUCUCGAGUAUACCCCUAAGGAAACCCAACAGAGCUCUGAAGGGAGCUACUCUUCCAAAAGUUGUCUUAUUUGAAAGCAAUCACAGAUUCUAUUUUAAGAUUAUUUUUGUGUCCAUAUCUGGCUCUUCUCUUUCUGCUUGUUGGAUGUUGGCUGCUAGAUUAGCAAUAAGGAAGACAACAUGAAGCGCCCUCUACUCUUUUGCAUUCCAAUUGUCCAACACAUCUCUAAAAUGUGCUGAAGCCAGUCAUUGUUCCCAUAUUCCAACUCCAAAUAAACUUGUGUUCUCUCCAACUCGGUGUUCUGAAAAUGGAAUUGAGUUAAGUGUACAGGGGUGUAAUAAUUGCCCUCCAUGAUAUCCUCUACAAGGGUCAAGAAUGUACCCAGAACUAUAAUGUUUGGGUGGCUGAGCAGGAUCCAAGAGGGCAAGACCUCAGGGACCACCAAAAAACUGGAGACUUUCUAGUGAUGGUAUUUUGGGUGGUCAGGAGAGAGGAGCCCACCUUGUUAAAUUACGAGCACACCUAGAAAAACAGACAUACAACAGAUGCUCCCCUCCUAGAACCUGGGGAAAAUCACUGAUGUGCUCAGCCCAUAUUAGUCCUGCUCCAGGAGCCUGUCCUCCUGGAUAAAGAUAAGGAGAAACGUUUAACUGCCUUCAUUUCCAAAAGGAAAAAAUUCUUCUCUAAAGAAGUCAUUAUUCACACACACUUUUUUUUUUUUAAUUACUCCUCACCAGCCUCACUUUGGAACACAGGAUAAGAUUUCCAGAGCAAAAAAUAAAGGCGUUAGGCUGUUUAAAGAAAGCCCUCUUUGUGUUUACACACUAUUUAUCCAAAGAUUAGAGAAUGGUCUGAGAGCAUGUGUCUACACAUCCUACAGACCCAGCUGUCCAAAGCGCUUUGUGGUCCUAAUCAGUGGGCAGUUAUAAGAGACGUGAAGGAAGUACACCUGAGGACACUCCUCACCUUUUCCCUUCAAUAUCUUCACAGAGAGUGAAAUCAAGCAUCCUGCCAGCCUACACUGCAUGACCUACAUCACUGCUGGUUCAAGAAUUAACUCCAUGUUUACAUAUAACUGCAGGCUGAGAAAGGGAAAAAUAAUAGCCAGCCAUGAUCUGGCCUAGAUUAGGAAUGGGUCAAGCCCUGGGCACAGACAAAUAGAAAGAGAUGGAAUUCUUCUGUCAAAACUGAUAAGGGAGGAGAAGUAGCCCAGGAAGCUAUCUGACAGGAAUUCACAGAGAAUUAGCUAGUGGGGUGGGGUGGGGGGGCAGGGAAGCUUUCUGAGUCUAGAUGUAAAAGAUGAAAGGAUGGCCCAUUGGAAUGGCAUUGCAGUAAUUUAAAUAAUAUGUACCUACAAGCCAAAUGCAUCCUAAAUGAAGGGAUUUGCCUCUUGCACCUUCUUCCAGGUAGGAGAAUUCUGAUAUUCAGACUGAUUAAGGUUUUUCUAGCUUGUGUGUGGAGUAUGACAGUCAAUUUAGAGUAUCUUCUGUGUAGAAAUAAACAACAUUUCCAUCUGCUGAGUUUGGUUUUGGUGUACAUUUGCUCUCUAGACGUUUAUGCCCUUCAAAUGGCCAACAGCUAAAAUAAAGUCUGUCGUUAUUUUUUUC